AGACAUAAUAAGUAAAAGAUAAAACUGCUGUGUCCGCAUUGUACUGGUAGAUUGUUUACGGGCCCUAAAGGGUUUUUUUUUUUUUUUGCUUAUAACUCAAAAUAGUUCCAUUGUAAAAGCCAAGCCUCUCUAGAGGCUCUUGGUCACGUGUUUCCUUGACGAUAAUCAUAUCUUCAGCUUUUUCGAGUGAGGAAACAACAUUAUUAUUUUGGAGAAAAACGUAAUAAUUUCUAGUGAACGAAAUUAUUUCGAGAGAACAAAAUGAUUCUGAAGGAAUGAUUAUUGUAUUAUUUAAAAAAAAACGGAAGGUUAUUUCGAUUGAAAUGAAUGAUUGUAUGUAAAAAAAGUACUAUUUCGGAAGAAUUUGUAAAGAUUUGGACGUAGCUACACAACCAAGCAGAACCAGACAAAGUAAUCAUUCUUCUCUUUGAAAAGUGGAAAAUACUGAGGUUGUUAAUUCUGAACAAGACAGAAAUAUUCUUACGUUAUUAAAAAGUGGAAUAAGUUACUAGUAAGCAGUUAAUUACGUUACAUUCCCGAUCAAGAAAAAUACCUGCACUCUUAUUGUGGAAUUUCAUGAUCCGUUUAGCAGUGACAAUUACCAGGUGACAGGAUAGUUGUAGAUGCACAUGAUUAAGAAGAAUCGAACAAUAUAAUAAAACAAGAAUAAUUGGUGAAGACCCAAAUUCCCACUACCAAAUCCAUCUCUAUUGAGACGUGAUACAACUGAAAAUCAUUAACAAGAUAUUAUUAGUUCAUGUGUGUUGAAGAUGGGAUCAACUUUUGCAAAGUUUUUUUCAAACAUAUUUGGCAACAAAGACCAGAGGAUAUUAAUGGUUGGUUUGGAUUCUGCAGGAAAAACUACAAUUUUGUACAAGCUUAAGCUUGGAGAAAUUGUCACGACAAUUCCAACUAUAGGUUUUAAUGUAGAAACAGUACAAUAUAAAAAUAUCAGCUUUACAGUAUGGGAUGUUGGCGGUCAAGACAAAAUCCGACCUCUCUGGAGACAUUAUUUCCAAAAUACACAAGGUUUAAUCUUCGUAGUAGAUAGUAAUGACAGGGAACGAAUUGGAGAAGCAUAUGAAGAAUUGAAUAGAAUGCUAUAUGAAGAUGAACUUAGAGAUGCUGUACUUCUCGUAUUUGCAAACAAGCGGGAUCUGCCAAAUGCAAUGACUGCUGCUGAACUUUCAGAAUCUCUAGAUUUGCAUUUGCUUCGGAAACGCCCAUGGUACAUCCAAUCAACAUGUGCUACUACUGGCGAGGGGCUCUAUGAAGGUCUUGAUUGGCUAACUGCGCAGCUUAAUUCCUAGAAAUGAAUUCUAACUAGCUAACUAACAGAGACAGAAAAAACAAAUUUAAUAAAAAGGUAGUUUAAAUAAGCUGUUGGAAAGGCAAUGGUAAUGGUGAUGGUAAUGGUUGGAGACUUAUAUAGCGCAUAAUACAUGGUCUGUAUGCGCUCGGGACUAGAUGUCGGUCAAUAGUCUUCCGUCUACGUUUUCCAUUCCAUUUAACUUGUCUACUUUGUUUUUUCCUUUAUGAAAUCAAAUAAAACAAAAACCAAAAACAAUUUAAAAAAAUCUUGAAAAUACAGUAUUCCUACGAUAAAACGAGUGGUUUAAAUGGUUUCUAUAUUUUCUAAAAUGUCUUUUUUUUGUUUAUAUUAUUACUGUAGCAUUUUCAUUAAAAGUGCAUUCAGAU
Anneissia japonica is the source of this 1698-nucleotide messenger RNA. RefSeq names its product ADP-ribosylation factor 1-like. Gene Ontology annotation, cellular component: cytoplasm. Bases 771 to 1310 code for a protein of 179 amino acids. The transcript is spliced from 5 exons. Gene Ontology annotation, biological process: intracellular protein transport; vesicle-mediated transport. The record is from RefSeq and is a predicted model, not a curated record. Lineage: Eukaryota; Metazoa; Echinodermata; Crinoidea; Comatulida; Comatulidae. Gene Ontology annotation, molecular function: GTPase activity; GTP binding.